Candidula unifasciata is the source of this 1386-nucleotide messenger RNA. Lineage: Eukaryota; Metazoa; Mollusca; Gastropoda; Stylommatophora; Geomitridae. The record is from the annotation of a GenBank genome assembly.
AUGAAAGGAAAAGGGAAGGCUCCAGAGGAGAAAGAGAAGGAUGGGGAUAUCAAAGACUGCCCACUACAGUUUCCAAGUCUGUGCACUGUAGACCAUGUGAUCGAAUGUCCAAAAUAUUGUCAAGUACUGGCACGAGAUGAUGCGGGCUUUGUCAGUGUAGAGGAACUAGACCAGAUUCAGGCUGACCUAGAAGUGCUGCUGGUGUCUGUAGGGAAAAGGCUGAAACAGCUGGGCUCUGAGAACUCCAUACUUGCUGGCUGGCCUGACAAGAAGGACAGCAAAAAGUCGGCCACUAAAGGGUCUGAGAGCCAGUCAACUACCCCGACCAAACGAAAGGGUACACCCACAGAUGAGAGAGAGAAAGAGAAGCAGUCCAGCAAAAAGUUCAGAGAUCUCAGUGGUCGAGGCGUGCAUCCCUCCACCCCAGUCUCUGGGCCUAGGAACAAAGGCAAAAACUCUCAGCAGUCCAAAGUGCAGUCUGAAGAUGCAACAAAUGGAGAUUCAAAUGUCACAGACACGCCCAAACUGCCCAAGAACGAUGCUGUCAACCGUUUUUGGGUGUCAGUGGAGCCGUACUGUGCCCCAAUAACCUCUGACGACCUGCGGGUUAUUGAGGAGAUGCUGAAGUCCUACGACGAGGAGACUGAGUACCUGAAGAUUCCUGCCCUGGGUGUCCAUUAUACUCAGAGAUGGGCUGAAGAAGAUCUCAUGGAAGAACAGAAUGAUGGUACAAAGUUGAGUGACAGGAAAAAGAAGAAAUCGCCAUCGAACAACGAAAUGAAUGUUACAACAUAUGCACAAACUGGCGUGCUCCUCAAAAAGGCAGAGUUAUGUAAAACGGAUUACUUCAUGGAUGACUCUCCAUUUGGACCUCUGACUCAGAGACUGGUGUCAGCUUUAAUAGAGGACAACCUCAUGACUCCAAUAGAUGACUCCAUGGCCGAUACAGCAGAAUGUGCCGACGAAGCUCCUGCUAUGUCUCCCCGGAUGCUGGCAAAACAGCUCAACAUUGGUAACCCAGCAACGCUAGAGAGGAGGAUCCGUAAGGAGCUGGAGGAGCAAGGCAUACUGGAGAAAGAAGAAGAGGAAGAAGAUGAUCCCAAUGAUGAGGUGUUAGCAGAACUGAGAAAGAAGCAACAAGAGCUGAGGGCCAUUAGCCAGCAGAAUGUCAACAUUCUCAAGUCUCUCUACAGGCAAGGGCAGGAGGAUAUGGCCAGGCAGGAGCUCAAGACCAAACUGCUGGCUGCUGAUUCAGAGGUCAUGGAGGCUUACAGAAAAAUCCAGAUCGCCAGGCAGAAGAAAAAGUCACCGACUAAGAAAGAGAAGGAAACUAUCGCUAAAGUUCUCAAGGACAGAGAAGCCAUCAUCAGGGCUUUAGAGUUGUGA